Molecule: messenger RNA, 1192 nt
Organism: Chenopodium quinoa (quinoa)
Lineage: Eukaryota; Viridiplantae; Streptophyta; Magnoliopsida; Caryophyllales; Amaranthaceae
Product: mitochondrial outer membrane protein porin of 34 kDa-like
Exons: 6
Coding region: 109-939 (276 amino acids)
Biological process (GO): monoatomic anion transmembrane transport
Cellular component (GO): mitochondrial outer membrane
Molecular function (GO): voltage-gated monoatomic anion channel activity
Source: RefSeq, a predicted model, not a curated record
UUUAUAUAAACCCUCAACUCAUUUCCAUUAAUUCUCAAAACCCUCAUUUUCUCUCUCUUCAAUCUCCAUUUUUCUCUCUCCUCUGAACUUUCUUCGUCUCCAUUAACAAUGGCGAAAGGACCUGGACUAUACAGCGACAUUGGAAAGCGAGCUCGAGAUCUUCUUUACAAAGAUUAUCAUUCCGAUCAGAAGUUCAGCAUCACUACUAUCUCUCCUACUGGUGUUGCUAUUACUUCAAGUGGAACAAAGAAAGGUGAACUGUUUUUUGGUGAUGUGAGUACUCAGGUGAAAAACAACAAUGUCACAGCUGAUAUCAAAGUGGACACCGGCUCUAACUUGUUGACUACCAUCACUGUCAAUGAGGCUACACCUGGAUUGAAGACAAUCCUGAGCUUCAGAGUCCCUGAUCAGAGAUCUGGCAAGAUUGAGCUUCAAUACUUGCAUGAAUAUGUGGGGAUAUGCACCAGUGUUGGUUUGACUGCGAAUCCGAUUGUGAAUUUCUCUGGUGUGAUUGGGACAAAUACACUAGCCUUGGGUUCCGAUGUUUCAUUUGAUACCAAAACCGGAAAUUUUACCAAAUGCAAUGCAGGAGUGAGCUUCACCAAUGCAGAUCUGAUUGCUGCAGUUACCUUGAAUGAUAAGGGUGACAGUCUAAAUGCAUCCUACUACCACUAUGUUACCCCCCUAACCAAUACAGCUGUUGGUGCUGAGGUGACUCGCAGCCUCUCAACCAAUGAAAACACACUUACCCUUGGUGCCCAACAUGCUAUAGACCCAUUAACAAGUUUUAAGACACGCUUCAACAACUCUUGCAAGGCUAGUGUUCUUGUCCAGCAUGAGUGGCGUCCAAAGUCAACAAUCUCCAUCUCUGCUGAGGUUGACACCAAAGCCAUUGAGAAAAGCGCAAAGGUUGGAUUGGCAUUGGCUCUUAAACCAUGAGCUUGUUAUACUUACCAAUGUUCUGUGUUCUUAGCGGUGUUGACAUUAUUUCAGGCGGAUUAGGUGAUUUUGGUCUGUAAAAAAUAAUAUAAAAUUCACAAACUCGUGUCUUCACUUGUCAGUUUUCCUUGGUUUUGUUCAUUUCCCGUCCAUUGAGUUGGUGGGUGACAGUUUUUUUUGAAUAUUAGAAGACAGAAUACUCGAAUCAGAUUUUGAUCGCUGGCUGUUUCAAUCAAGAAUGCUGUUUCAUCUC